AUGCAGCAGAAAAUUCAGGCUAUUACUGAGACAGGAUCCGUGAACUUCAGCCCUCAAGUUCAGACUCACAGCAGAAAGCAGCCCUUGAACAAGUACCUCUGUGGGAACUCCAUGCCCUGGCAGUUUAAUUAUUUAUCAAGUUUACUUUGGACAAGACAAGGUUCAGGAGAUCCCUCACGGCUCAGCGGCUGCUUUGUCUGUCUACGUGAGGACUUCGCGAUCGUCCAACCACGAGAACGGGCCGCUUCUCGAUCAGCUCGCCAGCAUCCGUCAGGGGACCAUCGCCUGGACUCGGCGGUUUGUGAGGGCCGGGGACCAACUCCCUCCCCGCCGCCGCUCUGGGGUCCGGGGUCCGGGCCUCCCGCGGCCGGAGACCUCACGCACCCGGGACCCUCCGACUCUGCGGCUUCAGCAGCAGAGGGUGCUGCUCCCCCGGCCGACCUCGCGGGCAGAGGCGGAAGACCCUAUAGUUUUGGACCCGCUCCUCCAGGCCUGAGGCCGCGCACCCCUUGGUGCCCGGCAGGCGGCCUGCGCGUCGGGCUGUGGUCCCCGCGGGGAGUCCCCGCGCCGCCUCACCUGCCGCUCCCCGGAAAUCUCGGCGCCGCCCUCCCUCCCCUCCGCGGCCUCGAAGUCCAGGUCCCGGGACCCAGAGAGCCACCGCGCAGCCGGAACUGGCCCCCGCACCUCCUCACGCCCAGGUCCCGGCAGGGCCCGUCUGUGGGCGGGACGCGAGGGCCGCGGCUUCCGUCUUCCUGCUUCCGGCCGGGCGAGUUCUUUUGCUUAUCUCUGAAACUUGAAUUAGUUAACUCGUUGGCCUGGAGAAAGAUCCAUCCCAGAAGAGCCUGGUUCCGACUGUGUGGCGUAGGAAGUCUGGGCGCAAGCUCAUCACCCGCACAGAUUUCCCACAUCUCAGAAGCAAGCAUACAGUAGAACUAGAGGCGGUGACAAAAAAAAAACAAAACAAAAAAACAAAA
Molecule: messenger RNA, 974 nt
Organism: Lepus europaeus (European hare)
Lineage: Eukaryota; Metazoa; Chordata; Mammalia; Lagomorpha; Leporidae
Product: serine/threonine-protein kinase LMTK3-like
Exons: 5
Coding region: 1-930 (309 amino acids)
Source: RefSeq, a predicted model, not a curated record